GAUGUUUCCGUCGCCAGUGAAUGACGACGACAGGCUGUCGCAUAGUUGCAUAAUUCAGGCAACAUGGCUGCACCCACGAGACUACUGCUUCGCCGGGUGAUACGUCUUUCUCACAGAUGUAAUAACGUUCCCGCUGCUGGAGUUUCAGCACGGUCACGUUGCUGUUGGGGACCGUCGACCUGUCGUUGUUUUAGCGAUGUAGCCGGAGACAGGAGUACACAUUUUGGGUUUGAAACGGUGCCAGAGACAGAGAAGGCGGAGAGAGUGUAUAAGGUGUUUAAGAAUGUGGCACAGAAGUAUGAUACCAUGAACGAUGUCAUGAGUCUGGGGAUUCAUCGACUGUGGAAGGACAUGCUGCUGCACGUCAUGCACCCACAGCCCGGGGCGCAACUACUGGACGUGGCAGGUGGAACAGGUGACAUUUCCUUCCGUUUCCUGGAGUACGUUCAUUCUCAGCAAGAACGGCAGAAGCGGCGGAUGGCACGAUCCGUGCAGACGCCAUCUUCACAGGACAUUUCUAACAACUACUCCACAGAGCACGAGGACACGCCCCAGGAAUCCAGGGCUGUGGUCUGUGACAUCAACAAGGAGAUGCUGAACGUGGGCAGGAAGAGAGCCGACAGCAUGGGCAUCAGUGCUGGUCUGUCGUGGGUGGUGGGAAAUGCAGAGGAGCUGCCCUUUGAUGAUGACCAGUUUGAUAUCUACACUAUCGCCUUCGGCAUUCGAAACGUCACCCAUAUAGAUCAGGCACUGCAGGAGGCUCUGCGGGUCCUGAAGCCUGGUGGCAGGUUCAUGUGCUUAGAGUUCAGCAAAGUGACAAAUCCUGUAUUGGCAAGGAUGUAUGACACAUACAGUUUUCAGAUGAUCCCAGUUUUGGGAGAGGUGAUUGCUGGAGACUGGAAGUCGUACCAGUAUCUGGUAGAAAGCAUCCGCAAAUUCCCGGAACAGGAGGAGUUUAAACAUAUGAUCGAGGAUGCAGGUUUCUACUGUGUGAAGUAUCACAACUUCACCGGUGGGGUUGUGGCUCUUCAUUCAGGUUUCAAGCUGUGAGAUGCACUCUUGACACCUAGCCUUCAUUCCCAGAGCUCCUGUCUGCAGAUGUCGCUGGACAAUGACAGAAAAUCAGCUCAGUGGACAUGUGUAUUAAUUUAUUAUUUACUGCUGAUGGUCUUGUUUCAAUUAAACUUCAGUUAUAACCAAUGUUGGUGUAGUGAAUGCCUCACUGAAAAGCAAAAUGUCACAAAAUCUGGAGCAUCAGUGUUAUGACUACUGGCAAGUGAAUUAAACCAUGGAAUUGCCUUUAGUUUUUGAAUAGUUUUUUGUAUCAUCUAUUUAUGGCAACAAAUAAUAAAUGUGGUUUCCGUAUCUGAAUGGAUUAUUCUUACAGCUACGAAAGGCAAACCAAUUAUACUACUAACUCUUAGAAAGCAUAACAUAAAAAAUCUCAAUGCAGAUAAUAGAAAGGAGGACACCACAACAAGAGUUACUUGAAUAAAACUGUAUAUUUUACAGAUCUUUGUACACUUUAAUUACAAAACUGUAUGGUACUAAAGUUUUAAAAUCAGUUUUUUGGUCAGAAGAUUUAAUAUUCUUGUGUGCAAUUACCAUGUAUAUACAAAGUCUCAUGUUAGUGAUUUUUCUCAAAAUAAAAAGCAACCAAAUAACUCAAACGUUCAUACACUCUGAACAUAAGACAUGGCUUAAAGAUAAAUAUAUUAGUAAAUAAAUAUUCAGAGAACAUAUUUCCAUUUAUGAAAUGUGUUUGCUAUACAGGUACAGAAAUAUACACAGAUUGAUUUCUAGCCUUUUUAAAAACAUUUGUAAUGGUAAUGACAGAAAAUAAUUAUAUUCUUAAAAAAUAUUAAUUUUUGUACACAUUUUAAUCUUCUUAAGUGCUAGAAACAAUGACAAAAAAAUUAAAUAGUGACUCAAGUACCCCAAAAUGUUAUAUUUGCAGUAGGUACAUUUCUCUAUGCAAAAGGCAAGAUUAGAUUCUCACUUGAUUACAGCACUGGGUUAACCUAUAAAUAGGGUUAUUUCAGAAAGAUUUCCUCUGUAGAGAAUGUGUAUAUUUCAUAGAAACAGUAUAAAAACAGUCUGCAGGACAAACAGAAAGGCAUGAAUGACAAACGUUGAUAUCGCGAGUAUGUAUAUCGCGAGUAUGUAUUAUGCAUGGCACGAUAUGAUUAAAACGGAUACACUGUGGUAUGUAUAACUGCAUCAUUUA
This is a messenger RNA of Etheostoma spectabile (orangethroat darter), 2227 nucleotides long. It is a transcript of the gene coq5, whose product is annotated as coenzyme Q5, methyltransferase. Gene Ontology annotation, molecular function: 2-methoxy-6-polyprenyl-1,4-benzoquinol methyltransferase activity. The transcript has 8 exons. Lineage: Eukaryota; Metazoa; Chordata; Actinopteri; Perciformes; Percidae. Bases 64 to 1050 code for a protein of 328 amino acids. The record is from RefSeq and is a predicted model, not a curated record. Gene Ontology annotation, biological process: ubiquinone biosynthetic process.